AUGGCUGGGUUGCAGAGAUCUGAAAUCUCGUUCAGGAGGCAAGGCUCAUCAGGACUGGUAUGGGACGAUAAAUUUCUAGGAGAAUUGAAUCGAGCACAAAGAGAAGACGAAAUCAAAUCUCAAGACCAUCAACAACAAGACGAACAAGAAGAACAUCAUCAAGAUCAGCAGAUCAAAGACGCGAAACUUUCGGUAGCCGUUGGAUCAAUCGAACGCAGCCGAUCCAACGGCGGCGGACGAGGCUUCCGCACCGGCAAGGUUUCGCCGGCGAUUGAGCCGCCCUCUCCAAGGCUCUCUGCGUGUGGAUUUUGCAGUGCUUUUGGGAAAAACGGCGAGACUCGUCGCCGACCUAAGUCCGGUAAGCAUAGAACAUAG
Camellia sinensis is the source of this 375-nucleotide messenger RNA. RefSeq lists its product as uncharacterized. The record is from RefSeq and is a predicted model, not a curated record. NCBI's taxonomy places the organism in Eukaryota, Viridiplantae, Streptophyta, Magnoliopsida, Ericales, Theaceae.